Meloidogyne enterolobii is the source of this 741-nucleotide messenger RNA. The record is from the annotation of a GenBank genome assembly. NCBI's taxonomy places the organism in Eukaryota, Metazoa, Nematoda, Chromadorea, Rhabditida, Meloidogynidae.
AUGCGUGAAUGUUCUUCUUCCCCAUCUUGGCCUUCUACCCAACAAAAUACUUCUUCAUAUUCUUCAUCAUUUUCUUCAUCUCCCUCAAUUAAUUCUUCAAAUUUAAUUUAUUUUCCUCUAAACAAUUGCCAAUCAACUUCUUCAAUUAAAAAUUCCAACAAUUUUUAUUUAAAUUCAAAACAACAAAAAUUAAAUAAAAAUGGAAAAGAAAAUCAAAAAAAUAAAAUUACUAUAUCAAAAAGAAAAAGAAAUAAUCCAAAUUUAAUUAUUGGAAUUAAAUUUGGAGGUAAAAAGCCCCAUCAAGUAGCUAGAAGAAAUGAAAGGGAACGUAAAAGAGUUCAGCAAGUAAAUGAUGGAUAUGAAAAAUUGGCAAACACUUUAAAUAAUUUCGAGCCAAUUUGCAAUGAAAGAAAAUUAACAAAAGCAGAAACAUUAAAAACAGCAAUUUUAUAUAUUAAACACCUCGAAGAUUUAUUAAAACAACAACCUUUGGAAAAACAAAAUAAAAUUAAAAAUGAAAAUAAUUUUGAAUAUUCAACUAAUUUUUGUCAGAAUUUAAAUUUUUCUGAAGAAAAUCAAAAACAAUUUUUAACCAAAAAUUCAAAUACUCCAAACUUUAUUUAUUCACCAUCACCACCACCAACAAUUAAUACAAAUUAUAAUGUAAAUAAUAAUAAUAUUUAUUUAAAUAAUAAUAAUUCAUUUCAAAAUUGUUCAUUUCCUUAUAUCAAACAAAAAUAA